This is a messenger RNA of Danio aesculapii, 4306 nucleotides long. It is a transcript of the gene gjd1b, whose product is annotated as gap junction delta-2 protein. The transcript is spliced from 2 exons. NCBI's taxonomy places the organism in Eukaryota, Metazoa, Chordata, Actinopteri, Cypriniformes, Danionidae. The coding region runs from base 797 to 1711 and encodes 304 amino acids. The record is from RefSeq and is a predicted model, not a curated record. Gene Ontology annotation, cellular component: connexin complex. Gene Ontology annotation, biological process: cell communication.
GAGAGAGGUAGAGCGAGCGCGCAGGGGAAGAGAGUACUGAGGCGGCGGAAAAUGCAGGCAAGACACUGAAAGCUGGGUUGCUGGAGGAAAAACAGGAGAAUGCCGACUGCUUGCCAAGCCUAGAUAGAAACAUUAGUAAGCAAGAAUGAAGAAGUACAGAGAGCGUGUGGAAAUUGAGUGAUCUGUCCAAAUGUGUGUGUGAUGUGCAACUGGCUGUGCUUAAACCACAGCGUGGAGUGUGUUUGUGUAGCCGGUCUGAUUGUCUGCGCCACCAGGAAAACGUGCCUGGUGGAUUAUGAGAGAUCAAGAAGAGGACGAUUGUGUGUGUGUGUGUGUGUCAGAGUGUGUGAGUUUAAUGGUGAACAAAAGGGUUAGGUGCAGCUUGUCCGCGAGUGUGCGUGUUUAGAUUGGAAAAGCGUGCAGCUGGAGAGUUGCCUGAGGAACAGGAAAAGAUAGUCCAGAGAGUUGAAGCACUUGAGGAUGCCAGGGCAUCCAGGGACAAGCUAAGCUCAAAGAUUUUGCUUAAAUGUAACUGCCGUCCAAGUAUUGCUGACCCGACGAAGGAAAGCAAACCAAGAAAAAGAGACUGAGAAAGCAGAUAAGGAGAAAACAUGGGUGCACGUGUGUUCUCGUGCCAUCGGCGGAACUAUUUUUAGGAACAAAGUAUUGCAGUUCCUGUUGACUACCUCAAAGAGCAGCCACGGAGACUGUAAGAGAUCUUUGGAGGUUUACUUAAAGGAUCGCUCGGGGUCUAUUAUAGUGUCCAUUGAUCCCUGGAUGUCUUCAGCACCCAGCCAUGGGAGAGUGGACCAUUUUAGAGCGCCUCCUGGAGGCCGCUGUGCAGCAGCACUCUACUAUGAUCGGAAGGAUUUUGCUGACAGUUGUGGUGAUAUUCCGUAUCCUAAUCGUGGCCAUUGUUGGUGAAACCGUGUAUGAGGAUGAGCAGACCAUGUUUAUCUGCAACACCCUCCAACCGGGCUGCAACCAGGCCUGCUACGACAAAGCUUUCCCCAUCUCCCACAUCCGGUACUGGGUCUUCCAGAUUAUCCUUGUCUGUACACCAAGUCUGUGCUUCAUCACCUAUUCAGUACACCAGUCAGCCAAACAGCGUGACCGUCGCUACUCCUUCCUCUACCCAAUAAUGGAGAAGGACUACAGCCGUGAGGGUACGCGAAAACUACGCAACAUUAAUGGCAUUUUGGUGCAGCACUCUGAAAGUGGUGGUGGAAAGGAUGAACCUGAUUGCUUAGAGGUAAAGGAGAUCCCAAAUGCUCCAAGAGGCCUCUUGCAUGGCAAGAGUUCAAAGGUACGCCGGCAAGAGGGGAUUUCUCGCUUCUACAUAAUCCAGGUAGUGUUCCGCAAUGCACUGGAGAUAGGCUUCUUAGCAGGGCAGUACUUUCUAUAUGGCUUCAGUGUUCCUGGCAUCUUCGAGUGUGACCGCUACCCCUGCCUGAAGGAAGUGGAGUGCUAUGUAUCCCGGCCCACUGAGAAGACAGUCUUCCUAGUGUUUAUGUUUGCAGUGAGUGGCAUCUGCGUUGUGCUCAACCUCGCUGAACUCAACCACCUCGGCUGGAGAAAAAUCAAAGCUGCCAUUCGAGGUGUCCAAGCCCGCAGGAAGUCCAUCUGUGAGAUCCGCAAAAAGGACAUGGCCCACCUGUCACAACCGCCAAACCUGGGCAGGACCCAGUCCAGCGAGUCAGCUUAUGUUUGAUCUCCAUUCAUCCAAAUUUGGCAUCACAAGGAGUUGAAGAGUGGAAUGCUGAAAUGUCAAGUUGGUUAAGGUACUUGUGUAAAUGUUUAAAAUGAAGAGAGGGGGGGUGGGCUUAAUAUAGCCAUACCCCUUUCCCAUAAGCCACUCCCUCCCUCUUUGUGGCAUACAACAACGUAGCCCAGUGUUAAGCUUGUGGUAAAGACAAGAAAUGUUGGUGAUGUCUCUAAUUGGGCACAAGGAUCACAAGUGGAAGGGUGACAAGGGGAAGGCACUUGGAUUCUUUCCUCAUGCUCAGAUCUUGAGGAAAGAGGAAGGAUGAGAAAAGGAGACCACUUUUCUCCCACUCCCACUUUUCCACUUUCCUCAACCUUUGUCACUGCAAUGGUGCCAGAAGAAGAGUACUGUUUAGGAUUGCUCUCCUGGCAGUGAAUCUGUCUAAAACAAACAACUGGUGACAUAUAAACAUUGUUCCAGCAGUGGCACCCUCACUUUGACAUACGAUUGAACAAACAUUAGCAUCGUUUUUUUUUUUAUAUAUAUAUAAUCUCUCUCUGGUUGUUGUACAAACCUAAGAGAUGAUUAUUACCUCUGCGCAAAGUGUGCCCUUCCACCAAGACACCCACGGUUAUGUGUUCCAGUCAAGUAUUCCUCCCUCUUGUGGUGCAUGAAUGUGCAUUUCUAUGUAUGUACGUGAUCAAAGUUGAAAGAAUUUCUAGACUGCAGAUUCCUUCGUGUUAAUUUUCAGUUAUGUUUUGUUUUUCUCACUAAGACUGGUGCCAUUGAUUUAAACGACUGUUUAUUUCAGAUUAUUACUUAGAUAGAUUGUAACAAAGUUAGAAUAUUUAUCUUUAUUGGGAAUGGAAGCCAAUUCUGCUGAAAAGAAUUUCCAUGCUGGUCCAAGGCAGGCGUAAGCUGGUUGUUGCUAUUGUAACCGGUGGAGCUGCCUAGCCACACUUUUAAGCAGAAUAAAAAAUAAUGAAAUGGAAGGUAACCAGCAUGGUGAUUCUGGUGAUCAUGAUUGACAAAGGUAAUAGUGUUUGUUAUGAUCAUUUGUAUGCAUGGGGGAGAAACCUGUAGCUAAAAAAAGUGACGUGUUCAUAAGUCAUAAGAUAUUUCUAUCAGAUGAACUUAUUGGUCUCUUUCAAAGGCAUGUUUACAAAGCCGUAUCUGUUACACGAAAUGCAAAUUGAUGUUCAGUGUUUGUUAUUAGGAAAAUGAACAAUUUAGAGUGUUUUUCUUAGCUUUUCCUUCUUGUCACGUGUUUAUCGGCAUGCCUUUGUUAUUAACAAAAGAUGAAUCUUAGAAUAUAUAUGUAUGCAUUGCACUUUGUGGGAUGGGAAGAGUGGAUAAAAGGAGAAACUCACUCUGGGAAGGACAUUAGCGGUGGAAAAGUGAGCCUUUUGAAUUGGUCCACCCUAAAAAAAGAUCAAUUAUAAGUUUGUAGGUACUGUAUGUAUGUAUAUGUAGCUGUGAUCCACUGUGUGCCUUUGUUUACACAGUGUGGGUUAAAGCAGGGUGUAACAAAAUCACCCAGAUAAUAUCGAGUUGUCAUUCAGCCAAUACUAGCACUAGCUUAGACCCACUAUGGAAAGUACUUGUGCCUACACAGCCCUGACACCACUCUGCAAGUGCACAUGAACCCAGUGUAGACAGAACACAGUGCAGCUAACACGGGACAGCUCGCUGACGUACCGCAGACACAGAAAACACUGUCAGAGAAAAUACAGAGAGAAAGAGAGGAAACUGCAGAGGCCCUUUAAUAGCAACACAAUGAGUCCUGACUUGAAAUAAAAAAAAGGUCUUUCACAGGAAAGUGUGUUUAUGUUUAGCUUGACAUGACAUGUAGUUUAGCCACAAUUCUGAUACUGGCCAGAAUUAAGUAUGAGGAUGGACGUUGUUCACAUCUAAAUUCAAUGAGAGGUAUAAAAUAGGUCACAUUUGAGGCUUGCAAUGCGUACCAGAUUUGUUUUACUUCAAAUGUAAACAGCUCAUAAAUGAUUAGUAAAACCUUUCUGCACAACCCUUGUUGCCUCUGAGAUAAAAACCAGGUAUUCUAUGCUUACAUUUACAGUCUAGAAUUAACUCUCAUCAAGUGGCAAAUUUGAUUGAUCAGUACAUAAAUGAAGUGUCUUGCUAGUAUAUUAGGUACCUCAACAGACUGCUAUAAUGUGAUGAAGUCAUGGUUCAAGCCAUUCAAACUGCAAAUAAAACUGGGUAACACGUUAGUUUAUUAAACUAUUAAUUACUGGCUUAUUAUGUGCCUAUUAUUAAAAUAUUAGCUGUGUAUUAAUACUAAUAAAGUAUAAGAUGGUCCGUUUGUUGAAUUUAAGUUACAUUGCAUCUACAUGCCAACUAGUUCUCACUAGAUAAGUAGACUGUUAGGUUGGGGUUAAAGGGUUAAGUUGACAUGUACUUGAAAAGAUUCUUAUAGUCAGUUAAAAAUCUGUUGAAGGAACAGUAUCAACAGAUAUUAAGCAGACAGUCUACUAAUACUCAAAUGGACCAUCAAAAUAAAGUGUUACCUAAUCUUAUUCUACACCCCAAUCCUACCCAGUACAUGAAUUCAAAAAUGACCAUUCAAACUAUUAAUAAGCA